Zymoseptoria tritici IPO323 is the source of this 4458-nucleotide messenger RNA. RefSeq lists its product as uncharacterized. The record is from RefSeq and is a predicted model, not a curated record. Lineage: Eukaryota; Fungi; Ascomycota; Dothideomycetes; Mycosphaerellales; Mycosphaerellaceae. Gene Ontology annotation, molecular function: sequence-specific DNA binding; DNA-binding transcription factor activity, RNA polymerase II-specific; zinc ion binding. Gene Ontology annotation, biological process: regulation of DNA-templated transcription. The coding region runs from base 1 to 4458 and encodes 1485 amino acids. The transcript has 4 exons.
AUGCACCCAUCGCGAGCCAGCUUACUCUCCGGCGCGUCUCGAUACAUGGGCGCGUCAGCAAGUCGGGAGGACGAUGAGGGACGUUCGGAUUACCGCGUGUCAGACAGCAGGGUGCUUCAGGACCACGAUCGGAGGGCAUCACCACCGCGUUUCCCGGACGGCUAUGGGUCUUAUGGCUCUCAAGAACCUCGACCAUCGACUAGAUACGAGUCGUACCGCCCGGACGCGCUGUCAUCUCCUGCGAAUGUGAGGCAUGCGUUCCGACGGGAAGGAUCUGAUAUUGAUCAUCGCGGUCGACAACGUCGGGACGAAUUCGACUAUCCCCGUGAUGAUCGCUACAGAGAUCGCUAUGGUUCAUGGUGUGAUGGACGCAAAUCUCCUUCGUCUUUGAGAAGACCAGCUGCGUCGCGUAGCUCACCACCUCCACGUGCUGCUCGCUCGCCUCCUCCAGCCCGUGAUGCAGUGUCACCUCCGCCCCUUUUCGUUCGCAAUCUUUCUUGGAGGAAGUCAAUCUCACCACCGCGAACCAAGAGGAAAGUUGGAGAAGCACCAAUUCCUACAGGCCCAGCUCGCUUUGGGCUUGCGCAACCCGUCUCUUCACCUCCUGGUCUGGAAGGAGUUCCCACUGCUCCAAAGUCGAUGCGGGAUUUCAGAUCGGAUAUUCUGCAAUAUCCACAUAUCGCAAUAUCAUCCCAAUACAUGCCAUCGGCUAUCGGUAUCAAGCGCCAACUGGUGGCGGCUGUAGAGGUCAGUCACGCGCCCAAAUGUAUCCACAUGGACACGAUCGGCUUCGUGAUCGCGUUCGAAAGUGAUGCACCUGGAAGAGUUGCAGCGCAGCGCUGCUUCGAGGGCCUCCAGAAUGUCAAGCUGUUUCAGAUGUAUCGACUUGGAGACUGUAUGGAGCUCUACCUCGACGGACGCAGACAUUACUUCACCCAGCCUCGACAGGACGUGCCACCAUCUUUGCUGAACAAGGGCGCAUUCCUGGCCAACCACGUCGUGCAGAACGAUUUCGCCAUAAGAGGUGCCGCCGCAAGCGGUCCCACGGUCAACGCAGCGCCCGUUCGUGUAGGACAAGACGAAUUCGUUAUCAGAGGCUCAGCCCUCGGUCUGCCCGAAGACGGUCCGGACAUGGUCACUGCAGCGCCAAACUCGCCAAAGUCACGCGCCAACAGUACAGUGCCGCCUCUUCAGGCCCGGCUUCAGCGAGACACAGACUCCGUUUCAGUGGCUAGUGUGCCAUCUGCAUCGGACUCUACUGGAUCAAAGGGUCCCAAAUGCCAUGUUUGCAAAGAGCGUACGCAGAAGCUUUUGCGGUGUUCGACGUGUCCCCGGUAUUACGACCGAAGAUGCCUGAUUGGACCGCAAUUUGAAAGCCCUGAGUGGCAAUGUCCGCGGUGUAAGAGAAGGCGCGUUCCUCUGAAGCGUCGGGCUCCCGAGACGUCGGACACUGCAGACAUGCCUUUUGCUUCGGAAGUGGCCAGUCCAGCGAAGAAGCCACGCUUGGCAGAGGAGCAUAAGGAGCCACACAAGGAAGCUCCUGGUCCGCCGCCAGCUCGAAUUGAGGGUGAGGCCAAUCCUCAGGCUGUCGCAGAAAUACCCGAAACUCCUGCCGCGGUCGUCACCACCACUAUGGUUGACGCUCUCGUCGCAGACUCACGACCUGUGGUUGGAUCUGCUGCGACAGCCACAAUGACCGAAGGAGUAGCACCGAUCGUGCGGGCGAAGGCUCAGCUGGCUGAUCAAGAGCGAUGUGAGACGGCUGCCGAAAACGACCGGCCCUUGCAGGGCGGCUCUGCAGUCGAACCUUCGCGGUAUGAGGCCGCCACAUCGUCAGUGGAGGAACAGGCCACGAAUCAUCGUCCAGAGCGGGCCAAUGCAGCCGGCAUUGACAUCGACUCCGAUGAGGCUGCCAAUCUCGUCGAUGAGAGCUUCAACUCGCCGGAGAGGCCUGCCAUGCCGAAGAAAGCGAAGAAGCUCAAUCUGACACGGAAGGUCAUCUUGCCACCAGCAAACACCACAACUGGUCCUCCCGGACAGGAAUUGCCUGAGACAACAGAGAAAGAUGCCUCAACGGAGACGUCGACAGUCUCGAUCGCGCCUGAAGGAAACGAUACGACCGAUACGGAUCGGGGCGGCAAGUGCAAGACUGGCGAAGGUGAUGCGCCCGCUCCACUUCCUGACAAAGUCGGCAUUGUCCAACCUCAUCGCUCGCCUGAGGAUCCUCACAUCAACGACAACCCAAGUGUGCCACAGGAAAACGCAUCGCGACCUUCGACUACUUUCCCACUACAAGCUGCAGCAGAACAGGUCGCCAAACCGGAAGUCCCGACCAACCACUUGCGCGACUCCAUUGGGUCUGCCUCGCCCGUCGAUAGUGUCAUGACGACAGAGAACACCCGCUCGUUCGCCAAACGGACAGGCUCACGAUCAAAGCCUUCGAAGUCGAUCAUAUGCAUAGAGUGCAAGGUGAUACCUGUGCCGUCCAAUCCAUUCGGCAUCAAGAUGUGCCCCGAGUGCGUGAAAACCACGGCAGCAGCUAACACGGCGACGCCGCUGUCGACGAUCAUCAAUGGUUCCAGAGUAUCAAAGUCAGCUUCUAUUCCACCAUCGCGAGCACCUUCGGUUGAUGAAUCUAUGGCCGCAAGCGCCGGCAGUUCUCGAAAAGUCCAGGAUGUGAUGCAAGACGCUCCUUCCCUUGAUGAGCAACAUGCUGCUAUGGUCAGACUUGAUGCAUCGAGGACGACGGCAUGCGAGGAUUGCCGACGGAAGAAGCAGCGUUGCGAGCACCGUCUGGGCGCAUCAUCAACGGCGUGCUCCGAUUGCCGCCGUGCACAUGUUCGCUGCGAACACAAUCCCGCAGAGAGACAACGGAAGGACCACUCGACGACAAAGGGCAAGGCCAUCUCGGAUGCCCGGGAGCCUCCACCAGAUGUCGACUCCGAGCUCGACCAAAAUACCUCGUUGGUGGAUGCUAAUGCAGAAACGGAUGAACGCCAGGACGAAAACGAGCCCAGCACUGAUCCAAGGCAUAGGCGCAAGCGACGGAAAUCAGCUUCCACCGGUGAAUCUCCUACCCCAUCCGCUGCGCCCGUGCAAAAAGACAAGGAUCCAAAGUCUACCGGUGUCCACGGUCUGGGAAAUUCCUUCAGCCGCCCGCCGGGAGUCUACCGCCAGCUCAUCUGCAUGGCGAUGUGCGACACCCCUGGAAGACGACUCACAUGCCGCGGCGCCGCCGAGUGGAUCGCUAAGAACAUUCCAGGCUACGAGCUCGGGCAGAGCAAUUGGGCGGAAAACCUGAAAGCCACCAUGUACGGGCAAGAAGCUGUAGUCGACAAAGAUAAGAGAUAUCUGCGGAGGCUGGACUGGAAGCCAAGCUUUGGUGGCAAGCCCAAGACGCUCUGGUUCGGACUCAUCCCGGGUUUGGAGAAGGAGGUCGAGCAUUGGGAUCCUACUUUGGGCCAGCCUGUGUCGCCAGUGAAGCAGUCGCAGGCCGGCGCACGUGAACAGUCACAGCGAAGGGAACAGGACGAUCAGCAUACCACACCGAGCAAGUCGAAGCGGAGAACACGGCCGGUCGUUGAAGACGAUGAGGUAUCAGUCGAUGGCGGAUCGGUCAGCGUGGAGCCAGAAAUCGAGCCCGACACUUCCGGAGGCGCUUCGCACAACUCCGAUGUUGAUGAAACUGCGGGUGUCGACUCUACUGGACAGUACGAGGUCGGCGAGAGACCGAACCCGAACACCGCGGAUGAGGAGUCCCUACUCGACAUUUGCGAGCGAUCUUUCCAGGCUCCACCCAACCAUGAGGAUACUGUAAUGGAGGAUGCUCUCGUCGCGCUAUCAGCAUCGGGCCCAAGCCAGGACAUUGGCGCCGCGAUGGCCUUACUGGACCAUGUGAUGGACCACGACAAUACAGCACCGACCUUUCAACAGCAGACCGCUCCCAUAGCUCCCAUGCAAGUCACUCACCGCCCUUUCCCUCCUCCGACACACCCUCCAUCAUUUCCGACGACGUCGACCGAUGCUCCCUUCGACCGCGAACUUUGGAACAUCAUCCGCGACAUGCCUCCCGAACCCAACAUAUCCACCAAUAACCUCGCCGAGGCGUACCCGCAAUACUUCUUUGAUCGGGCCGCCAAGAUUGCUGAGAUCAAAGCUCGUCCGACACGUAAACAGCAGAUCAACGCGCGCAUGAAAAAGCUGUAUGGCAAAGGUUGUGCGGUCGUGGACACGACGGAGAUGCGAGAGAGGGAGAGGAAACAGGUCAGGAAAUUGGACACGGAAGGUGGGCUGAGAUCUCUGCCGGGGGAAGAUGUCAGUACGCUGAAGAAUUGUGCGACGGUGGAGGAGUUUUUGGGAUUGGAUUUGGGGUUGGUGAUGGAUGUUGUUGAUAAACAAGUCGUCUUUCGGAAGAAUGAUGGGGGGAGGAGUCGGACGAUUUACAAGACGGGAUUGUGA